AUGCAAGCCGCUUUGACGCCGCGCUUGCAGGAUGCAGACCCAGCUGUGCGCAAGGCGGCGCUGAGGUGCUUGCAGGGGUUGGAAUCCCAGGCAGGCUCCCGCUGCCGGGCAGCCAUGGGCAAGGCUUUGCUGGACAAAGAUCGGGAAGUACGGGAUGCAGCCUGGGUAAUGUUGCCAACGCUGGAUGUGGAAUCCUGUGCUUCAAUCCUGGUGAGCCUGUCCAGUUCCCGGCUGGAUGACUUCACACAGAAGCGCUUGCUCAAGACACUCCGCUCGCUGCUGGUGCCAGUCCCGCGCCACAUCAAGGCGGUAUCCUGUGCACUGUCCGGGGCCAGCUGGUGGCUGCGCUUGGCCGUGUCCGACAUGUUCUACGCCUACCUGGGCGUGGACGAUCCCGAGGUGCGGCAGAGUGCAAUCGCUGCCGUGAACUCUUUGGCAGAGAAGACGGACAAUAAGGCCGCCGGGGCUUUGGCCGCGCUGCUGGAGGAUGGGGACGCAUCGGUGGCCUCGGCCACGUGGACAGCGGUGCGGCCGCGGCUGACGGACUCGAACCCCGACGUGCAGCGCGUGUGGCUGGAGGACAUCCGCUGCAAGAGCCUCAACCCGGCCGUGCGAAGUGAGGUGAUUGUGGCCAUCCUUCCGAAGCUCGCCUCCACCAAGUGGCUGGUCCAGGUCGCCGCCGCGCGCGCGCUGCAGGUCGAGCAGCCAGAGGCAGCCGAGGUGAGGCAAGUGGUGUCUGCCUUCAAGAAGGACGAGGACUCCGAUGUACAGAGGGUUGCUGCGGAGGUUCUCGCCGCCUUGCCGACGGGAACUGAAUGCAGCUUGUGA
Effrenium voratum is the source of this 828-nucleotide messenger RNA. Lineage: Eukaryota; Dinophyceae; Suessiales; Symbiodiniaceae. The record is from the annotation of a GenBank genome assembly.